GGCUGGUUAAAAUAAUUGCAAAUUGGUGACACAGACUCUAAGACCCUGGGUUUGUGUGCGGAGCCAUUUGCGUGGAGUUGAAAUCAGCUCACCAGCUUGUCUGGGGGCACUGGCAGCAGCCAGUGGGAACAGCUUAAGCGCUUGCGAAUUGAAAAUAAUCCCCGCCGAAGGCUUUCAGAGCCUAGGCAUGGCGAAGCUGUCAGAGGCUCAUUUUGAGGAGGAAAAUAUAGAUUAAUCAGACAGUUCUUUUCUGCACCAAAUAUAAUUUAGACCUAAGACAAAUGUCUGAGAAUGGUAUGGGCAAAGUGUGAAGGAAUUGUAAACUGGACAUUCAUUUUCUGUAUUAGUUGAAAUAUUACCUAAGAUGCAGUGCAGUUCUGUCUGAUUCGUUUAGAAUGAGCAAGCGCUGAGCUGACAGCUUGUAAUGCUGUUGGCUUUCAGUUGCUCACAUCCGAGAUUUUAUGCCGCAUUAUGCAGAAGGAAGAGAAUCACAGUAGCUAGCUUUCCUUGAAAUGAAGAGGAAAUAAUAAUAUACCAUUGAAAAUGAGAUCAUGCACCAGGACAUCGUCCCACUCUGCGCUGCCGACAUCCAGGACCAACUGAAGAAGCGUUUUGCAUACCUGUCAGGUGGACGGGGACAGGACGGAAGCCCAGUCAUCACCUUCCCUGACUACCCAGCCUUCAGUGAUAUCCCAGACAAGGAGUUCCAGAAUGUCAUGACCUAUCUCACCAGUGUCCCCAGCUUGCAAGAUGCUGGCAUCGGGUUCAUCCUGGUCAUAGACCGAAGGCGGGACAAAUGGACCUCCGUGAAGGCGUCAGUCCUGCGGAUAGCAGCGUCCUUCCCGGCAAACCUACAGCUUGUCCUUGUUCUUCGCCCAACGGGAUUUUUCCAAAGGACUCUCUCUGACAUCGCUUUCAAAUUCAAUAGAGAUGACUUUAAGAUGAAGGUUCCGGUCAUAAUGCUGAGCUCAGUGCCAGAUCUGCAUGGCUACAUCGACAAGUCACAGCUGACCGAGGACCUUGGGGGGACCCUGGAUUACUGCCACACCCGGUGGCUAUGCCACCGCACGGCGAUCGAGAGCUUCGCUCUCAUGGUUAAGCAGACGGCCCAGAUGCUGCAGUCCUUUGGGACCGAGCUGGCCGAGACGGAGCUGCCCAAUGAUGUCCAGUCAACAAGCUCGGUGCUCUGCACGCACACUGACAAGAAGGACAAAGCUAAGGAGGACCUGAGGCUGGCACUGGAAGAGGGCCGCAGCGUCCUCGAGAGCCUCAGGACUCCUUUGGCCGAGGGCCUGGAGCACAGUGUGAACCAGGACCAGCUGGACAACCAGACCACCGUGCAGAGGCUCCUGGCCCAGCUGAAUGAGACUGAGGCUGCCUUUGAUGAGUUUUGGGCAAAGCACCAGCAGAAGCUCAAGCAGUGUCUGCAGCUGCGGCAUUUCGAGCAGGGCUUCCGUGAGGUCAAAGCUGCCUUGGAUGUAGUGUCCCAGAAAAUCGCAACCUUCACCGACGUUGGCAACAGCCUGGCACACGUGGAGCACCUGCUGAAGGACCUCGGCAGCUUUGAGGAGAAAUCCAGUGUGGCCAUGGGAAGGGCCCGGGCCCUGUGUCUGGACGGCGAGCAGCUCAUUGAGAACAAGCACUAUGCUGUCGACUCAAUCCGCCCCAAGUGUGAGGAACUCCGGCACCUCUGUGACCAGUUUGCAGCUGAGGUCGAGAGAAGACGGGGGCUACUCACCAAGGCCCUGGGGCUACACAGCCUCCUGGAGACGUCCAUGAAGUGGUGUGAUCAGGGGAUCUACCUGCUGGCCUCGCAGCCUGUGGACAAGUGCCAGUCCCAGGACGGGGCCGAGGCAGCCCUGCAGGAAAUUGAGAAAUUCUUGGAGACCGGUGCAGAAAACAAGAUCCAGGAGCUCAACAACAUUUAUAAGGAAUAUGAAUCUAUCCUCAACCAAGACCUGAUGGAACACGUGCGGAAGGUCUUCCAGAAGCAGGAGAGCAUGGAGGAGAUGUUCCACCGCAGACAGGCCAGCCUGAAGAAGCUGGCGGCCAAGCAGACACGGCCCGUGCAGCCUGUGGCUCCUAGACCAGAGGCACUGACCAAGUCGCCCUGCCCCUCACCAGGUACGAGGCGAGGCUCUGAGAACUCCAGCUCUGAGGGCAGCACACUCCGGAGAGGGGCCUACCGGAGGGUCAAGAGUGAGAUGAGUGGGAGCCGACAGGGCCGGAGCAACUCCGCAGGGGAUGAGGAAGAGAGCCUGGCCGUCCUACGCAGGCACGUGAUGAACGAGCUGCUGGACACGGAACGGGCCUAUGUGGAAGAGCUGCUGUGUGUCCUGGAGGGCUACGCUGCCGAGAUGGACAAUCCUUUGAUGACACAUCUCAUUUCAACAGACCUUCAGAACAAGAAGGACAUUCUGUUUGGAAACAUGGAAGAAAUCUAUCACUUUCACAACAGGAUCUUCCUGAGGGAGCUGGAAGGCUACGUGGACUGCCCGGAGCUGGUGGGCAGGUGCUUCCUGGAGCGGAUGGAGGACUUCCAGAUCUACGAGAAGUAUUGUCAGAACAAGCCACGCUCGGAGAGCCUGUGGCGCCAGUGCUCUGACUGCCCGUUCUUCCAGGAGUGCCAGAGGAAGCUGGACCACAAGCUGAGCCUGGAUUCCUACCUGCUGAAGCCAGUCCAGAGAAUCACCAAGUACCAGCUACUGCUCAAGGAGAUGCUCAAGUACAGCAAGAGCUGCGAGGGGGCUGAAGGACUGCAGGAGGCACUCAGCUCCAUCCUGGGCAUUCUCAAGGCUGUGAACGACUCCAUGCACCUUAUCGCCAUCACUGGCUAUGAUGGCAACCUUGGUGACCUGGGCAGGCUGCUCAUGCAGGGCUCCUUCAGCGUAUGGACGGAUCACAAGAGGGGCCACACCAAGGUGAAGGAGCUGGCCAGGUUCAAGCCCAUGCAGCGGCACCUGUUCCUGCACGAGAAGGCCGUGCUCUUCUGUAAGAAGAGGGAGGAGAAUGGCGAGGGCUACGAGAAGGCGCCGUCCUACAGCUACAAGCAGUCCUUGGACAUGACCGCUGUCGGCAUAACAGAGAACGUGAAGGGGGACGCCAAGAAGUUUGAGAUCUGGUACAACGCCAGGGAGGAGGUCUACAUCAUCCAGGCACCAACCCCUGAAAUCAAAGCAGCCUGGGUGAACGAGAUCCGGAAGGUGCUGACGAGCCAGCUGCAGGCUUACAGAGAGGCCAGCCAGCACCGUGUGUUGGAACAGUCCCAGAGCCUGCCCCUGCCUGCCUCGUCUAGCACCAGUCCCUUGCAAGGGAACACAAAAAACAUCAAAAAGCUGGAAGAGAGGAAAACUGAUCCCCUGAGCCUGGAAGGCUAUGUCAGCCCAGCACCGUUGCCAAAGCCCCCCGAGAAGGGCAGAGAUGAUGUGGUCACUAGCUCUACCUCAGAAAGCUCUGCACUUUCCCGAAAGCGCUUUACCCUGCAGGGCCUUGCUAACAUCAAGGGUCAGAAAGCUUCUCCCACCAGUCCUGACAAAAAAACUAAGCGGCAUGAAGUAAAGAGUGACCCGACUCCCUUUGGUUUGCGAGGUUGGAGUAAGACACCCCCCUCACCAGAGGCCCCUGUGGACGAUGGGGAGUGGUCCAGCACAGAGGAGCCCGUCAACUCCUCCGAUGCAGAGGAAGAUGUCAGCAGCCCACCAGAGAAGCUGGUUCUGGGCACACACGCGGUUGUGGUGGGCCACGAGGAGGGCGGCCCUGACGCCCUGGCUGUGAGGAGCGGGGACACAGUGGAGCUGGUCCAGGAGGGGGAUGAAGGCCGGUGGUUUGUCCGGGACCCGAGCACAGGCAAGGAGGGCUGGGUGCUAGCCAGCAGCCUGUCUGCCCCUCUUGGCAAGUCCAGCUCAGCCCAGUGCCUGAGCAGCUCAGAGUCCAGCCCGGGGUCGGCCGUGCUAAGCAACUCCUCGAGCUGCAGUGACACUGGCCAGGCCCCCUUCGCUGACCUACAGGGCUAGGCUGGCUGUGGACAUCCAGGCUGCAGUACAGGAGACCAGCGUGCGGACCCCUACGUUUUCUUUUGCUUGGGCUUGCUUUGGUGAGAGGACAGUGCUCUAAGAUGUCCUAAAAGGGAGAACCCUAAUCCCCUCACAUGAGCCACCUGGGCACGAAGGCAGCUCGGGCCAGAGCCAGACACCAGACCCUCUCCAGAGGCUGGGUCCACGGGAAUACUCCUGUGCACGGAAGCUUCCUCAGAAGAUCUGGAGUGGACAGAGGGGGCCACAGGUGAGCAGGCCCCUGGACUUCUGUGCUCAGCCUAGCUGGCGAGAAAGACCACAGGAGCUGUUUCCAAGAGACCAGCAGCCUGAGGGGAGAGACUACUCUUGUCUUUCACAAGUUUUAGGGUUUUUUUAAGCAGGAAUUAAUCCCAUGGCCAUUUUUCAUGGACUUUGGCCUCAGAUCUUUACCAAGAAUCACUGUGUUUACAUGAAAUGACAAUUUGAUACUGUAUUUGAUAUAAAACUAUUUUUUUGUUACUGGGGUUUACAUUGAAGCAUGUGGUUUGUACCGCUGAAUGAUUUAGGGAUCUUUCACGGAAACUGAUGGCACCCCCAAAGCUCACCUAGUCACAGGUGAGUGAAAUCUUGUUCCUUGGUGACAUCAGGUGGCGUUUCUACAACUGGAAGCAGAUAGGAACCAAGAAGAUUGCUUUACCUGUGUAGAUUUCAUUUUCAAAGGAAAAUUCAAACGAUAAUUUAAGAUAGUAACAUUCUUUUCUACAAAGAGUGGGGGAAUUUGAUUUUUUAAAAGAGCUUUACUGUGUUAGGAUAUUUUUAUUAUUUUUAAAGAAAACACAAAGACCCAGUUUCUGCAGGGCAUCCUGCCAGUGCAGCUUAGUGAUCUCUGCCGUGGCGGCUCAGCCUCGUGGGACAGUACCUCAGUCCAGUACCACCUGCCUCGCACACAGGCAAACCCUCUGCCCCGUCUGGGGCAUAGUCACCCUGAGCACAGAAAUGCCAACAGGGAUAGUUUACUGUAUUCAAAUCAUGACAGAACUGGAAAGAAAAUACUUCUGUCUCACCCCUUUUUAUGUUUCAGAAACAGAUUCUGUUCUUUCUAAACACGUUUCUGUGUCUAGCCAGGCCGCUAUUUGUGUGUGUGAGUAUCUGAGUGUUUGUACAUCUGUGUCUGGGUGCAAAGGCGUGUUCACAUGUCCAAGCUGCUGCGCCGUCUUCUUGGUGCCCAGGUCCUUCUGCCAUGGAGACUGGCCCAGCUGCAUUCCCUCCAGGUCUCUCUCCCCCACCCUGUGGUGUGCAAAGCCAUUGCUGGCCAGACCUCUAGAGAUGGAAAUAAAAUAGAAAAUGUGCAAAGACUCGGUAGCUUUUCUUCUGGUGUGUUAGUUACCUGGGAAAUGACAUGUAACGCUGUGUAUGUACUACCUGGUUCUGACUGCGCUCCUUCCGUCUCACUGCGGAUUGCUCCUCUGUCAUGUGAUCUCCCCCUCAUAAAGGCACUUUAAAAUGUACGUUUCAUACACUGUUACUGGGGUUUUUUUUACUGCUGAUGUAAAUGAGGUUUAAUGAUCAGAGUUCUUUAUUGUAUGGAUGAAGUUUGAAUAAAUACAAUCCACUCCCUGCUGUCUGCCUCUGUCUGUCAAGGCACAGAGUUUCCCUGUGACGCCUCAUGAAGGCUGUAAAGGCAAUACGGCUUGCACAAGAAGGCAUCACGGCAGAGAAGACGCGGCAGCCAGCCAGCCAAGCGGAUUAGGGUGAGACAGAGUCCCUGGGCGGCACGUGCUUCAUUCUGCUGGUGAUGACAGCAAAAUAGCCAGAGUUGCACAGAGGCAACAGCGAGAGCAGUGCAGAGGAGCAGGGUAAUCACAUGAUCCCAAACAUCUAGACCCAAAACGAGAGAAUAAAGGAAGGUUGUUGAUCCAACAGAAGUAUGGUGGACGGAAAAUAGUGUGAGAUGGAGAAGAGUGCAGUGCGCCAGACUCACAGGCGUGACCCCUCGGACUGGCCUCCUGGAAGAGUAUCAGAUCGGAUGUAACAAGUAACUGCUAAAAGAGACCAUAAAACAAAACUAUACAAAGGCUGAAAAUAAAAGAAAGGGGAAAAAAGAUGAAACACCAUUAACUGAAAGACAGCUGGCUGGGAUAGCGAAAAAUGCCACCAGUCUACCAGAUGGGAUUCAGGACAGUUAAUGGCGUGAGACAGCAGUUUGCAACCCGUGUGCCGUGAGAGGAUCUUAGGUGUCCCACAAAAAAUUUUAAAGAUUAAUAAUUUUAAUUAAAUUAUUUUUGAAAGAAGUUCAAAUUGCAAUACAUAUUUUCCUUUUUGCACUCUUUUUCUUUUUUUUGAUCAGCAUUAUAAAUUAAGUGCCAUGGAAGUUUGACUAUAGGUUCACGUGAGCUAUGGGAUAAAAAGGAUGAAAAACACUGGCAUAAAAGGACACUGUGGGCCAUCACAGACUUGUAAGCACCUGACAAUAACUCUAGAAACUCGGAGAGCAAAAUUCGCAGUCAUGUGUGGGACAUGAACUAUCUCAUGGAAAGCGAUCCCUAAUAGUCCCUAAAAAUAGAGAAAUGUGCAUUAUUUUCCUGCACAUAUGGAACAUAUGCCUAAUAUUUGCAAAACAAUGAAAAUGAUGGUAUAAAAAAUGGUAUUUGGAAUUUAAAAGCAUGUUUCGCCCCCUGUGUUAGGGAGGAAAUUUUCUGGGCUCAGCUGUCUUUAGAACUGGACACUGCACAUAGUGCUGGGGCAUCAGCUUGGAUUGGCUAAAAGUGUCUGAUUUUUUUACAUGACAAAAUGAAUGAGUUAACCAUUUUAAAAAGCUAAAAAUUAAGACCUGCAUAACUCAAAGCAUAAAAAGGAGUUAGUACAAUUGAAAGGAAAAUGACAAAAGCAAACAAAGCAAAUCAAAACUUGGUUCUCUGAAAAAUAAAAUUUUUUUCACU
Messenger RNA from Nycticebus coucang (slow loris), 6952 nucleotides. It is a transcript of the gene MCF2L, whose product is annotated as MCF.2 cell line derived transforming sequence like. Lineage: Eukaryota; Metazoa; Chordata; Mammalia; Primates; Lorisidae. The record is from RefSeq and is a predicted model, not a curated record. Gene Ontology annotation, biological process: intracellular signal transduction; positive regulation of Rho protein signal transduction. Gene Ontology annotation, molecular function: guanyl-nucleotide exchange factor activity; protein binding. Bases 552 to 4013 code for a protein of 1153 amino acids. Gene Ontology annotation, cellular component: extrinsic component of membrane; cytoplasm. The transcript has 32 exons.